UUUCUUAAGGUUGGCCUUUGAGUUUGUCUUCAGCUGUGUUCACUGUGUAGGAGACACAUACUGAAGCACAACACAUCACUGCACUGCUGCCUACAGAUAUGGGUUGUUAUGAAUGCUGUAUGCGCUGUCUGGGAGGAGUACCCUAUGUCUCUCUGGCAGCCACUCUACUGUGUUUUUCUGGCAUUGCUCUUUUCUGUGGGUGUGGACAUCAGGCCCUUACAGAGAGCGAAAGACUCAUUGAAACAUACUUUGCCCGCAACAAUCAAGACUACUACACCCUUGUGUACCUUAUUGAAUAUUUUCAGUACAUUAUCUACGGCCUGGCUUCCUUCUUUUUCUUAUACUGUAUAGUUCUGCUGGCUGAAGGCUUUUACACCACCAGUGCAGUUCGGCAAUCAUUUGGAGAAUUCCGAAGUACAGUUUGUGGUCGCUGUCUCAGUACGACGUUCAUUGUGAUCACAUACUUCCUGGUUGUAGUCUGGUUGCUGGUGUUCUCCCUCUCUGCAUUUCCUGUAUAUUUUUUCUACAACAUGGCCAAAACCUGUCAAACUAUCAAUUUCCUUUCUGAAACACCCUCCAGCAUCAACCAGCUGUGCAUUGAUGCCAGACAGUACGGUUUACUUCCAUGGACUGCAAUUCCCGGAAAAGCUUGUGGAAUGACCCUGUCAAAUGUGUGCAAGACAAGAGAGUUUUCCUUGACCUACAAUCUCUACAUCGCUGCCUUCGCUGGAGCAGGCAUGACGGUCUUGGCUCUGCUCACAUAUACUGUGUCCACCACCUAUAACUUUGCAGUUCUACGGUAUUUGGGGAGGAAAGGGAUCAGUCCACGGUGUUAACAUCUGUUCUGUCCUGGUGUCCACAGUGUCCUGCUACGUCAAUAACAGCACCAUCUUCAAGCACUUUAGAGUUUCGCAUCCUUAUUACCACAAAACGACACAAUUUCUUGGCUUUCUUUGGGAAUUUAUUUGUUUUUUAUAUAUAUUUUUUGGAUGUAAAGAUUUACUUUUUAUAUCUUUGCUCCAAACAAACGUUCCUUCUAUCUGAUUUUUCCAUCUAUUACCAACAGAGCAGAUGCUCUGCCUUCAGUUCAUCUGGGAUGUUAUGCUGAUGUAACAAGGACACUUUUAUUUGUGUAUUUUAUCAUUCUUGUUCUGCCACGAGAAUGAUAGUCACCUCAUAAACCAGCUGAGCGAGUUUACUUCUUCAGGAAUGCAUCACUAAACCAUACAUUAAAAAGUUAUGACGAAAAAAUAA
Danio aesculapii is the source of this 1254-nucleotide messenger RNA. It is a transcript of the gene plp1a, whose product is annotated as proteolipid protein 1a. Bases 99 to 836 code for a protein of 245 amino acids. NCBI's taxonomy places the organism in Eukaryota, Metazoa, Chordata, Actinopteri, Cypriniformes, Danionidae. The transcript is spliced from 7 exons. Gene Ontology annotation, biological process: axon development; central nervous system myelination. The record is from RefSeq and is a predicted model, not a curated record. Gene Ontology annotation, molecular function: structural constituent of myelin sheath. Gene Ontology annotation, cellular component: myelin sheath; plasma membrane.